UAAUGUAAGGAAGACGUGUUUUUAUUGCGUUUUCUAAUAAGUUUCGCAUUCAAACAAUGCCAAUGUUAUGAUCCUUAGUUAUUUUUUAGCCAAGGCUUUUUAAUUACUGGAUGUGAAUUAAGUCCUCCAUAAUGCGCUCUUCUUUAUAUCGUCGUAAUAGACAUGACAGUUCCGAAACCGAUCCAUUGCUUCCGGCGAUACCUGGUCCGAGUCAAAAUGAAGAGCAAGCAGGAGGCAAUAACGGUGCGAUGGCGGAGGUGGGAGUGUCGCAGUCGCAAUUGGUGGAGCCUAGAGAUGACUCAGGGAGGAAGCUACCACAGUACAUUGCAGCAUUAUCAGCUACCCUCGGCGCAUUAGCAGCCGGUGCCAUGCUGGGAUGGUCUUCGCCAGUUAUCUUCAAAAUAACCCAGAACAACACCAGCGAGUACGAUUUCGAAGUCUCACAAGCCCAGGGCGACUGGAUAUCCUCCCUCAUAAAUUUGGGAGCCGCUGCCGUUUGCUUCCCCAUAGGCCUUGUCAUGGACGCCAUAGGCCGGAAGAAAACCAUGCUGUUACUUGUCAUACCGUUCACUUUAGGCUGGUUACUUAUAACUUUCGCGACGAGUGUCGGUAUGCUGAUGGCUGGGAGGUUUAUUACUGGUAUAGCGGGAGGUGCCUUUUGCGUCACCGCGCCAGCUUAUAACAGUGAAAUCGCUCAAGACUCAAUACGAGGGACCUUGGGAAGUUUCUUCCAAUUGAUGAUAACUGUUGGUAUACUCUUUGCCUACGCUGUGGGUAGUUACACAAGCGUUUUUGUAUUCAACAUCCUAUGUACAUUGAUCCCGAUUAUAUUUGGUUUAGUGUUCUUCUUCAUGCCCGAAAGUCCAAGCUUUUUAGUCGUUAAAGGUAGAUCGGACGAGGCAAAAGACGCUCUAAUCAGGUUGCGUGGAAGGAACUACGAUGUUGAUAGCGAAUUGAAUAAUCUACAACUUAAAGCUGAUUUAGCCAAAAGUCAGCCCAUUUCCUUUGCAUCCGCGAUAACAAAGAAGACUGCUCUAAAAGCGCUCUUGAUUUGCUACGCCUUGAUGUUGUUCCAACAGCUGUCUGGGAUUAACGCUGUAAUCUUCAAUACUUCCUCGAUCUUCGACAGUGCAGGGGCAACGAUACCAGCUGCAAUUGCUACCAUAAUUAUUGGAGUAAUUCAAGUAAUAGCAACUUUUACUUCAAGUUUGGUAGUCGACAAACUGGGUAGACGUAUUCUUUUAUUGUUCUCAGCAUUGGUCAUGUGCUUAUGUUCAACUGCUUUAGGAGUUUUCUUCUUCUUGAAGGACACUCAUGGUGAAAAUUCGUCAAUAGUAGCUGCUAUUUCGUGGCUUCCGUUGCUGUCAUUGUCUCUGUUUAUUAUUGCGUUUUCUAUCGGUUUCGGUCCCAUUCCUUGGAUGAUGGCUGGGGAGCUAUGUCUUAUCGACAUCAAGGCGUUUGUUGGAUCGACCGCUGGUACCUUCAACUGGUUGCUCAGCUUCACUGUUACCAGCACAUUCAACUCUUUGAAUACCCUUAUAGGAUCCGGCCAAGUGUUCUGGAUAUUCGCGGGAAUAAUGCUUAUAGGUUUCGUGUUUAUAUUCUUCGUUGUACCUGAGACGAAGGGAAAGAGCGCCGACGAAAUUCAAUUGAUGCUGGGCGCAGAGCCACAGACAAUCACAAACGUUGAUGCAAAGAUGUAAAUCAUAGAGACUGAUAAAGAAUUUUUUAUAAAGACACUGUCUCAGGGAACUGUUCGCUAUGUGUCGCUGCAGACUGCGUCAUAAAGUGUUGGAACAGUGCAGCAAAUGUUUCGCACUCUCCCACCCACGCAUACAAGUGACGUAGAAUUGUCGAUAAAGUUUUAUAGUCUACAAGUGAAUUACACAUAAUAAAGUGAUAUAAAAAACGUAAUGAUAACAAAUUUAUUAGCUACAAACAGUUUAUAUGCAUAAAGUUUGCGCUGGAUCGUGUGUACCUUUCUUAACCUACACGCUAAACUGAAAUUUAUUUAGUUAAUAUCGAUAUGCCAGUAUACUGGACAGUUUGGGUCAGCUUUAUCAGGUCUGGUCUAGUGUGGUCAGUAGAGUGACCUAAAGUUAAACGCUCAAGAGUUUUACGCUCCUAUUUUCCCAACCACGCUACAAGAAUUGUCCUUUUAAUUAAUUAAUGGCUACCCAGUACCUUGAUAGAUUUAUCACAUUAAUAAUAUGAACAGAUUGAUUAUUUUAAUUGAAAAAUAAAAUCUCAGUAUUUUUUGUCGAUUGUGUCCAAUUGGUUUAUGGCUUUGUCUACAGCGCAACUUGGUGAUCAGUAUUGAUAGUCUAUGGUUGGCUGUAUCUAGUUAUCUUUGGUGUCACAUAAUGCUUCUUAAGCAAAUAGUUACUGCUCCUUUACCAAAGAUUUUAUCGGAUUUAUUGGUACGUCAAUGUUUUAGUAGUAGUGUAAAAUAAUGCAUUACACGUCACGAAAGUUUGAAUUACCAAGUAGAACUAUUGUCAAAAAUACUCCAUAGUAUCGCACGUGCUUUAUGCCAUGUGCAUAGCACUUCAUAACUAUUCUACCAAUUCAUAAACAUGACUUAAAAAGGAAGGUACGACCAACAACUCCGGUCCAACUUUCGUGACGCGUAAAUUGUAGUCUAAGGAAGGCCAACGAGACAAGAUAAUAAAUGUAGACAAAUUGUGUCAAAAUUAUAUGCGCAAUAGAUAGUCAGAGAUACCAACUAACUAUCAUCAUGUCGGUCUGUUUGUUUACAUUUUUCAUCUAAUUUCACUGGCGUGACUUUUUAGACAAAUUUUAUUUAUUCAUAAAAUACAAUGAAGUGCUCAUGGCAGCUAUUUGUUUUAAAAGUUUGACAUGUCCAAUCGAUAUAUUGAUAUUACUAGAUAUUAAGUCUUUUAAUAAUAUUAUUUAUAAUCUAUCUAAUAAAUGAAUGUAAUUUUAAUAAAUACUUUAUAUUUAUAUAUAUUUAAAUAAACAAUUUUACCUAUUUCGAUGUACAAAGUUGUCACAUAGUAAGAUUUCUAUGACAGAUAAAAUAUUGCCAUAUUUAUUAAACAUGUAGAUAAAGUAAGGCUGUUGUCGUUUGUAGUGAAUGUUUUAAUAAAUAAGUGUUUAUUCCAAGCAAAUGUUAAUUUUGUAUGUAGCAAAAAUAGUUUUAUUUAUUAGUAGGUAUUGUUUUUAUAACAGGAUUUAGUUUGCCAUGCAUUUAAAGAAAAAUAAAUGGUCUGUGAAAAACCCCCUGCACCCUUGUUUUACAUUUAUUGGCGUAAUAUAAUUGAUUUACACAUAAAAAAAUAUCUUUUUUCAUGGAUUAGUUGACAACACUUGUCGUUCAGAAAUUAUACAAUCAUAUCACUCAGAAUUUGAUUAUCCAUAGAGAAAGUAAAUAUUGUAACACUAUAACUUAUAUAUUUUUUAUAUUGGUGCAAUAUAUGGUAAAUUUAUUUGUCAUAUAAUAUAGUAGAAUUCAUUGUAAAUAAUGUUGUUAUAAGUAUAACUUUGAUAGAGUGAUAAAUGUAAUUUUAUAAUUUCA
Pararge aegeria (speckled wood butterfly) is the source of this 3538-nucleotide messenger RNA. It is a transcript of the gene nebu, whose product is annotated as facilitated trehalose transporter Tret1. The record is from RefSeq and is a predicted model, not a curated record. The transcript has 3 exons. NCBI's taxonomy places the organism in Eukaryota, Metazoa, Arthropoda, Insecta, Lepidoptera, Nymphalidae. Gene Ontology annotation, molecular function: sugar transmembrane transporter activity. Bases 132 to 1703 code for a protein of 523 amino acids. Gene Ontology annotation, biological process: carbohydrate transport; transmembrane transport. Gene Ontology annotation, cellular component: membrane.